Molecule: messenger RNA, 1889 nt
Organism: Daphnia magna
Lineage: Eukaryota; Metazoa; Arthropoda; Branchiopoda; Diplostraca; Daphniidae
Product: bestrophin-3
Exons: 14
Coding region: 21-1514 (497 amino acids)
Molecular function (GO): chloride channel activity
Source: RefSeq, a predicted model, not a curated record
GUCCGAGUUAGUCGUCAUUAAUGACAGAAAAGGUUCCCCUUCUAUGCCGAGCACGUAGAUUACCACUGCACACAUCGAUACGCCCUGAUCUUUUGUUUCACCAGAAUGGGGGCCAUCAGUUAUUCCAGUCUGAAAUCAGCCGCGUCUACAAUGAGACUCAAGUUCAUGGCCUGAAGGCGGCGGUUUUCUUAUUUCGUGGGCCGAGUGGAAUCGCCCAACUGGCUAGUCUGUUUCUUCAUCUACCCGGUUCCAGCAUCACGUCUUCGUCAGUCGUGCUAACAUUCGCCACUGUUGGCCUUACCCCCCAACAAUUCCCCGCCAGUCAUCUCUAUAAUUGUGCGCUUUUUCAGGAUAGUUCAAACAUCAUGGUCAACUAUUACGAUGAUAUGGCUUCCGUCAAGCAAAUGUGUCAAACUUGCAGUUUACUGUUCAGAUGGCAAGGAAGCAUCUAUAAGAUUUUAUGGCGUCAAGUCUUGAUGUAUUUCGUGACUUAUAUAGCAUUAGGACUGAUGUACAAAUUAGCACUCAACGAAGAAGACCAAAGGACGUUUGAAAAAAUUGCUCUUUGCUGUGCCAAGUACGCCGAUAGUAUCCCUGUGGUACUUUUCCUCGGAUUUUUCACCGGAACAGUGAUGCAGCGAUGGUGGGCUGUAUACGCCGCAAUACCUGGAACAGGAAAAAUCAUUACUUUGGCCACGUUUUACAUGCAGAAGAAUAAUCCGCAAACAAGCAAGUGGCUGAGAACUCUUACGCGCUACCUGAUUCUCGCAUGGAUGUUGACAAUGAGGACGACAUGCAGGCCCUUGAGAAAUAAGUACCCUUCGCUAGAAUCUAUGCAACGAGCUGGAUUCCUGUUGAAACACGAAGCCGAAAUUCUGGCCCUGGACGAGGAAAAGAAUCACAAGUGGUCAUUGCGUGUGGUCAAUUGGGCAUUAAUACUUGUCAGACAAGCGCGCGAUGAAGGAUAUUUCGACAAUCCUUCCGACGCAACUCGUCUCCUCGAUCCGAUUGUCGCUUUCAAAAAAUCCUGCUCCAUCGUCUUGAAAUAUCAAAUAACUGCUAUCCCCCUCUCCUUUGUUCAGGCAGUGACAUUGACGGUGCAAAUUUUCGGUCUCGUAAGCCUCAUGGGCAAGCAGUUUGUCGAUUUUCCGACCAAACUUCUUGUUAUUGAUUGCUAUCUCCCUAUAUUGCCAGCAAUGCAGUAUCUGGCUUACUUGUCUUGGCUGAAACUGGGAGAAGUUGCUGUCAAUCCCUUUGGAGAAGACGAUGACGAUUUUGACAUUAUCGGGCUAUUCGAAAACCACGUUGAGCUUGCUGGUGAUUUGCUGAAACUCUUUGAGCUUGAUCAGAAUAAUCCGGUGAAAGAAAGUCUGGAACAAAUGAAUUUUACACUGUUUAAAUUGGAUGAAAAGAUGGAUCAGAAACCAGAAAUACCUUCUGAAGCUCUUAGUACAUCCGAAGAAAUCCCUUUCAUGGAUGACGCGGAUGAGCUUGAAGUCAUGAUCAAUUCAUGAUCAAAUCCUGUAAAGACAACUCAAAUUGUCCUUACAGUUCUCUCAAAUAUUUUUGCGAGAUACGUGACCUAAAAAUUUGAACAUUUACGUCUUCAUUUGCCUCUUUAUUAUGCAUCCUGUGGUUAAGAUUGUUUUCUUCUUCAAUGAUAAUGUCUUGCAAUUCGGUCAUUUGAUCUGAACAUCUGGCUGCAUGUAUGGCACGAUUCCUAAGGAAAAUAGCCUUCCGUAUUUUUAUUGAUUAGAAUUUGUAAAUUUCUUAGCAGCCUGGGUCAUUUUGAAGAAUUAACUAUAAUUAUAGACUAUUAAAAUUGUGCAUCGGAUGCAUUUGAAUUACUGCCAUAUGCGUGAUUUCCAAAUAAAAUGGCUAGUUUUCAA